UUGUCCGUCGAGCUAUUGGCUAUCUAUGCUUUCGUCUGCAAAUCCCACCUCCUCAAGAAAGAACAGGCAGAGGAAGCUAUAUAUAUACUCGUAUUCAAGUUGCAAACAACCUUUCCGUCUUCGUCUCUCUAAGAGUUUCAAUCUGGUCUGCUUUUUCAAAUGGAGGCCAUGGCCGAAAACCCUAGCAACAGACUCCCAGGUGUUCCGUUCAAGCACACACCCCAGAUCAUCCCUUCAUCAUCGCAAAUUCCAGGAUCACACUCACAAUCACAACAACAUCUAUACCCAUCAUUUCUUGAAAUCCCAGAUGUGUCCCCAAGUGCAAGAGUCAUCUGUGAAAUUCUCGGCAAAGUCUCACCGCAUGAAUUGGAAACAGUGCUUUCGUCCUCUGGAAUCAAACCCCUACCGGAAAUUGUUGAAGAGGUUCUCAAGCUCUCGUAUGGUUCUCCGGCAGCGGCAGUGAAAUUUUUCCGGUGGGCGGGGUUGAACCAGAAGCAUUCGGCACACGCUUGGAACCUGAUGGUGGAUUUGCUCGGCAAGAAUGGCAUGUUUGAGCCGAUGUGGGACGCGAUUCGGUCCAUGAAACAAGAAGGGCUGCUGUCCAUGGCCGCAUUCGUGUCUGCUUUCGGAAACUAUUGUGUCGCUGGCAGGUUUAAUGAAGCUGUAAUGACCUUUGAUGUGAUGGACAGGUACGGAUUUCAGCCUGACACCGUGGCUGUGAACUCUUUGUUGAGUGCAAUUUGUCGCCAGGAAAAUCAAACUUUGAAGGCACUAGAGUUUUUCGAUCGGAUCAAGGGUAAAAUUCCGCCUGACGGAGAUUCUUAUGCCAUUCUGUUGGAAGGGUGGGAGAAGGAAGGGAAUGUGGCGAAGGCAAAGACCACGUUCGGGGAGAUGGUGAUUCGAGUUGGGUGGAGCCCUCAAAACAUGUCAGCUUAUGAUGCAUUCUUGACAACUCUUGUUCGUGGGGCGCAGGCAGACGAGGCAAUUAAGUUUCUUCAAGUCAUGAAGGGGAAGAAUUGCUUACCAGGUUUGAAAUAUUUCUCUAAUGCUCUUGACAUUCUAAUCAAGCAGAAUAAUUCAUCUCAAGCCCUGUCCUUGUGGGAUAUAAUGGUGGGUAGCGGAUUGGCACCAAAUCUGGUAAUGUACAAUGCCAUGAUUGGUCUGCUUUGCAACAACAAUGACAUUGAUAAUGCCUUCCAUUUCCUUGAUGAUAUGGUAUUAUAUGGUGCUUUCCCUGAUUCUUUAACGUAUAACAUGAUUUUCCAAUGUUUGAUUAAGAACAAGAAAGUUCGUGAAGUGGGCAAGUUCUUCUACGAGAUGAUCAAGAAUGAAUGGCCUCCAUCACAUUCCAAUUGUGCUGCAGCGAUCACCAUGUUGUUCGAUGGUGAUGACCCAGAGAUGGCGCUUGAGAUCUGGGACUAUAUGAUUAAGAAUCGUGUUCUGCCUCUUGAUGAGAGUGCGAAUGCGUUGCUUAUUGGGCUUUGUAGCAUGGGCAGAAUGUCAGAGUUGAGGAGGUCUGCACUGAGCAUGUUUGAUAGAAGGAUAAAAAUCUUUGAGUCAACAAUGGGGAAGUUGAAAAAUGCUUUCUGUAAGGAAGGUAGAAGUGGACGUGAUACAUAUGAUGAUCUUUCAAGGAAGUGGAAGUCUUCCUAGACGCUAUGGUUUAAACGUCCCGUUUUUAUGAGAUUUAGGAGGUUUUAGUUCGUCACAGUAAUGCUUGAGACAAUAUAAGCUGGUUUUUACCACUUUGUGGUUUCCUUGAUUGUUUAAUUAAUCUGUGAUGGAUAGACUGUUUUUCAUUCCCAUAAUCUGGAAUGAGAUGUUCUGUCAUUUUA
Messenger RNA from Cornus florida, 1835 nucleotides. RefSeq names its product pentatricopeptide repeat-containing protein At1g77360, mitochondrial-like. The record is from RefSeq and is a predicted model, not a curated record. The transcript is spliced from 2 exons. Lineage: Eukaryota; Viridiplantae; Streptophyta; Magnoliopsida; Cornales; Cornaceae. The coding region runs from base 160 to 1653 and encodes 497 amino acids. Gene Ontology annotation, cellular component: chloroplast. Gene Ontology annotation, molecular function: protein binding.